Dioscorea cayenensis subsp. rotundata (Guinea yam) is the source of this 783-nucleotide messenger RNA. RefSeq names its product probable WRKY transcription factor 75. The coding region runs from base 87 to 659 and encodes 190 amino acids. The record is from RefSeq and is a predicted model, not a curated record. Gene Ontology annotation, biological process: regulation of DNA-templated transcription. Gene Ontology annotation, molecular function: sequence-specific DNA binding; DNA-binding transcription factor activity. NCBI's taxonomy places the organism in Eukaryota, Viridiplantae, Streptophyta, Magnoliopsida, Dioscoreales, Dioscoreaceae. The transcript is spliced from 3 exons.
ACUCUAACUAAACUGCAUUCAAACUAGAGGUCACAAAGAGCAGAUCUUAUCAUCACCUUAGCACACCUUGUUAUUUUUUUUUUCCAAUGUUUUCAAUAUCCACAGACAGUGAUCAGCAAGAUGAUGCACAAUUUGAGGUAGAUGAGUACCUGAGCUUCAAUGACGAGGAGGAGAAAGAAGACACAUCACUGCUGCCUCCUGAACGCCAGCAGAAACAUUUCACCCUGCAAACACACACUGAUCACCACGGUUGCAUCAAGAAAGAUUUCUGGUUGUAUGUAUGCAGAAGGAGAGAUAAUUUUAUCAAAAGCGCUUCAAAAGAUUGUCUAAUGAAAAUCGCAUUCAAAACAAAGUCGGAUAUUGAGAUAUUGGAUGAUGGUUACAAAUGGAGAAAGUAUGGAAAGAAAUUUGUGAAGAACAGCCCACACCCGAGGAAUUACUACCAAUGUUCAAAUGAAGGGUGCAAUGUCAAAAAGAGGGUAGAGAGACAUCGCGAGGACUCGAGCUAUGUGAUAACCGCAUAUGAGGGAGUUCAUUACCAUCACGCCCCAUCAAAUGCAACAGUGAAUCAACGAAGACCUGUUUCACUUAGUUUACAAGACUAUUCCUAUUCUUCAAAUGGAUCAACAUUGCAGACACUAGAUAGUGCACAAAUCUAAAUAAAAGGUUCAAUGUUAUGCUUUCUAAAGCUCUGUUAUAGCUUUGGUUGGAUAUGCAAAGUGGAAAAAAACAGAGCAUUUUUAUCAUUUCAGGCAAAGCCUCUGUAGAUGAUGUUAAUUAUCA